AUGGCAACCCCUAAAUUUCCAGAGGUAUCUGCGUAUCGCUACUCCUGCAGCAAUUCCAAUAAACGCUGGACAGUCGAGAACCCAGCUACGGGUAAAGUACUUACCACAAUCCAGUCCGGAGAUUCAGGCACGGUCGACGCAGCCGUGCGCGCAUCGCAAAUAGCUUUCACAGAGCGCUGGCGACCCCUGACUCAUGCCGAGCGGGCAUCAUAUCUUCUUCGCUGCGCAGACGAGCUCGAGAAGCAUGUCGACGAGAUUGCGAUGUUGUUAUGUUUGGAAAAUGGGAAGCCUUUUCAGGAUGCUAAGGUGUUCGACUGCGGUUUCCUAGUGAACAUUUUUCGCUUCUUUGGGGGCUUGGUCGAUAAACUGCCGUCGCAGUUCUACGAUAGGGGGAGCCUGUACUCAACCGUGGUGCAUGAGCCAUUCGGUGUGUGUGUCGGCAUCUUACCCUUCAAUUGGCCGUCUAUCCACACCGGCGGCAAGCUCGGUCCUGCGCUUGCGGCGGGCAACACAUUUAUCCUAAAGCCCGGUGAGCAGGCUCCGUUGACGGUGAUACGGAUCGUAGAGAUCCUGGAGGGUAUCCUGCCAAAAGACGUGGUUCAGGUUGUGCCGGGGCUAGGACCAGAAGUGCCGCAGGCAUUAAUCACGCACCCGCUCGUAAAAAAGGUUAGUUUCACGGGAUCAACGGCGGCCGGGGCGGCUGUGGCAAGAACUGCGAGUGAUUCUAUCACGCCCGUUGUGCUUGAGCUCGGUGGAAAGAACGCGUUGGUUGUUUUUGAAGACGCAGAUUUCGAUGGCGCGGUGCGCACAGCUCUUGAAGGUGCUUUCUUUAACAAGGGUGAAGCCUGCACCGCUACCUCACGCAUUCUUGUCCAACGUGAGAUCUAUGAGAGGUUCGUCACAAAGUUGGCUGCAGGAGUAAACCAGAUCAGAAUGGGGAAUGGCCUCGACUCUAAGACUCACGUUGGGCCGCAAGUAUCCAAAGCGGCGCAAGAACGCCUCCUAGAGUAUAUUUCUCUCGGACAAAAAGAGGGUGCCAGAAUUGCGGCUCAGGCUCAACCACCUUCCGAUCCUGAAUGCAAAGAUGGUUUCUUCGUUCCUGCUACUCUCUUUGCCGAUGUAAGCGAGGGUAUGCGCAUUGCAAAAGAAGAGAUGUUCGGCUCCAUCGUGACCGUCACGCCCUUUGGUAACUUUGAGGAUGCGACUCGCAUUGUGAAUUCAGUAGCCUAUGGGCUAACGGCGGUAGUAUUUACAAAUGACCAAUUGAAGGCUAAUCGGUUCGUCCGAUCAGUUGAGGCCGGAAUGGUCUGGAUAAAUAACUACAAUAGAAAUGUAGUAGGAACACCAUUUGGUGGAGUGAAGUAUUCGGGUUACGGUCGAGAACACUGCAUAGAGACUCUAUUUGAGUGGACUCAGCCAAAAGCCGUACAUGCGCCCUCUGGUCUACAAGCCAUUAAGGAGUGGCGUGGUGUGGUUGACAUUUUUGGCGUUGAAGGAAGCGAAAUCGUACAAUGA
Molecule: messenger RNA, 1515 nt
Organism: Annulohypoxylon maeteangense
Lineage: Eukaryota; Fungi; Ascomycota; Sordariomycetes; Xylariales; Hypoxylaceae
Product: dehydrogenase
Exons: 3
Coding region: 1-1515 (504 amino acids)
Molecular function (GO): oxidoreductase activity, acting on the aldehyde or oxo group of donors, NAD or NADP as acceptor
Source: RefSeq, a predicted model, not a curated record